AUGGAGAUGACGUUAUCUCAUGGGCUGGAGAAGAUACUUCCAGGGAAGACGUUAGACUUAGACGGUGCGGAACUAGCUUCGCCGGAAGACGAAGCCUUGUUGGCGACCAUGAGCAAAGUGUUGCUGACGAGCAGGCAGCCGCCGCUGUACGUGUUCACGGGGGUGAACGACUUAUGCAACUUUGUGUCAACCCUGCAACUUGUCUCAGGCACCCCGCUGUCAGCGAUGCCGGUGCACUGGGCGCCCGAGGAGCCGGACAACGUCAACCACGGCGACAACUGCCUGGUCCUGCAGCGCAACGGCCUGCUUCGCGACGCCAAAUGCGACGACGUCUACCCCUUCAUCUGCUACAAGAGGCAGACAACGAGCGGGUUUAAUUUCUGCGGCACUGAUACAGAUUAUAUAUAUGACAAGAGCACGAAAUCCUGUUACAAGUUCCACACCGAAGUAGCAACAUGGCACGAGGCCUACGCCACCUGUUCCCGCGAGGCCGGACACCUGGCUAUUGCCAACAGCGAUGUAGAGGCGAAGGCCCUUAGUCGCAUGUUUCCUAAGGACUGGAAUGUGGCCGCCAUAGGUUUCAGUUACUGGAGAAAGGACUUGUGGGUGACUAUUCAUGGUGAAACCUUAUCAGAAGCAGGCUACGAAACCUGGGGUAAGGGGGAACCGAACGACUGGCAGGGCCAGCGCUGCGGAGCAGUCUUCGCUGACGGAACCCUCGAUGACAUCGGCUGCCUCCGCUUGAGCGGCUAUAUUUGUGAAAAGAAGUCCAUCUACGUAUAA
Molecule: messenger RNA, 783 nt
Organism: Cydia fagiglandana
Lineage: Eukaryota; Metazoa; Arthropoda; Insecta; Lepidoptera; Tortricidae
Product: macrophage mannose receptor 1-like
Exons: 5
Coding region: 1-783 (260 amino acids)
Molecular function (GO): signaling receptor activity
Source: RefSeq, a predicted model, not a curated record